Messenger RNA from Oryzias melastigma (Indian medaka), 2331 nucleotides. Its product is annotated as Down syndrome cell adhesion molecule homolog. Bases 105 to 1832 code for a protein of 575 amino acids. The record is from RefSeq and is a predicted model, not a curated record. Gene Ontology annotation, molecular function: protein binding. The transcript is spliced from 15 exons. Lineage: Eukaryota; Metazoa; Chordata; Actinopteri; Beloniformes; Adrianichthyidae.
GGACAGUGUCAUGUGAUUCAGAAAGAUUUAGACCUCAAUCUGCACUGUGGUCACUUAUUGUGUUGGUCAGCCGAUGAACCAAUCCUUUGGAGAACUGUGAGAUUAUGGGGAUCUGGCAUUUGAUUCUUCUCUUCUGUCUGCUCACAGAUUUCUUGUCUGCCAGCAGUGUGAUAACCACCGUGGGAACAAAUGUUGUUUUGACGUGCACCUACGAUGCGGAGUAUUAUGGGAAGCUGCCUGUGUGCUGGGGCCGAGGGUCCAUUCCCAGCAGCGGCUGUGGGAACCAGGUGAUCAAGGCGGAUGGGACGACAGUGGUCAGCAGGUUGUCAGAGCGAUAUGCCCUCCAGGGCAAUUUUGGUCAGGGCGACGUGUCGCUCACCAUACAGCAGGCUACGGAGGCUGACUCUGGCAUAUACGGCUGCCGCGUGGACAUACCAGGCUGGUUCAAUGAUCAGAAACAUGAGGUGACGCUUAUGGUGAAACCAGGGCGUCCUUUUCCUUUAAAACUUGAAUCAAGAGAGGUGAGGGAGAGAACCAUCACUGUCAGCUGGACUUCAGGGUUUGAUGGUGGCAGAGCCAUAACGGCCUACAUUAUUGAUCUGAAGAACAAACAUGCAUCCUGGGAUUCUGCUGUAAGAACUGAGAUCACACAUCCACGUCUGACACAGGCCACUUUGGUGGAUUUGCGUCCUUGGAAGACCUACAACAUUCGCAUUUUUGCCGUCAACAGUGUGGGAAUGAGUGACGGAAGCAACGUUCUGACCCUCACAACUAAAGAAGCAGCACCUGAGGGCCCCCCACUGGACAUGCGGCUUGAAGCUCUCACUCCUCACACAAUGAGAGUUUCUUGGAAGCCUCCACAGGCGGAUCUCAGAAACGGGCAACUGCUGGGUUACAGCGUCAGCUACAGAGCGUAUGACCCGGUGAGGAAACAGUUUCAGAAGUGGCAGCAAGUAAGCGUGCGGGAAGUGGAAACCAUCGUCCUGGAAAACCUCAAGCCUUCCACCCAGUACGGCGUGCUGGUCCAGGCCAAAACCAAUGCAGGGCUGGGACCUGCCUCAAACGCACCCCUCUGCUCCACUCUAGAAGAGGUUCCUGAAACAACAACGCCGGUCAGUUCAUCUGUUCCAAAUGUUGUAACACAUUGGAAUUCUCACACAGAUCGCAGACCAGUUCAGAAAACCACUUCUGUGAGGAAAGAAACCACAACAGCCGUCAUUCCAGAUCUUCUAACUUCCACAGCUGAGGUUUCUUCAAUGUCCAGUUUUUGGGAUCAAACCUCUUCGGCAACGACGUCAGUUCCCCCGGAUCCCCCAGUAGUAGAGCUGAAGGAGGUGAGAGACAACACCUUUUCUCUUUCUUGGAUUCCUGGUUUGGAAGGUGACAGCCCCGUCACUGGCUACUGCCUGGAGUACAAAGCAGUCAACGCUUCUUGGGAUUAUACGAAAGCUGUUGUAGACUUUGGCCCCAACCAGACAGAAGCCACAAUAAUUGAGAUAAAUCCUUCAACCUACAAUCUCCGCAUGUUUGCAAAGAGCAGCGUGGGCAAGAGCAAAGCCAGCAACGUCCUCACAAUCACCACUGGAGAAGCAGGUCAUCCCUUGGAUGCCCUCAUAGCCUCAACUCAAACUGAGGAUUUUUUGCCUACUGAGGAGGUCCGUGGUGCUCACCCAGCUGCCAUCGUUGUGCCUGUGGUGCUGGUGGUGCUGAUCGGUGCCAUGGCAACCAUUUGGCAGUUGCGCCGAGUCAAAAAGAAGACGGACAGCCUGAGCCUGUGGCUUACCAAUGGAAAGAUACGCUACAGACAGGCAGAGCCACUUCAAGAGCUGUAAAACUCCAGCUUUCUCCACUAACAGACCAGGGAAAACCUGAAAAUCCUUCAAAAUGCAUUAAAUUCCAAAGUUACAACACUUAACAGAAUAGUUUUUAUGCAUUUGUGAUGAAGAAAAGCUAAAAUGGCAAAUAAGCUUAAAAAUUUCGAAGGAAUUUACUGUUUUAAUAUGCAGCAAUAUUUGUUAAUAGUAAUCAGACUUUCAUUUUAAUCACCACUCUUUUCUUUAAAGGUUUAAGAUAUUCUGAAAAAAAUACAGAGUGGAAGUUUUAGCAUGUUUUAUUUUGUGUUUGUUGUAGCUUUAAUACUCCCGACAUCACGUAAAAUCAGAAACUUAAACCUGUUAUUUUUAUUUUUUUAAAUUUUAAAAAGCCAAGAAGGUUUCCUGAAUUCUCCACUGAUAUUUCAAUGCUUUGUUAACAUGAAAUUGUUGAAAAUGGCUUUAAAGGUUGCAAUAUAUAAUUCAAAUACAUAAUAAAAGAUUAUGGAUAUGUGGCUAA